AUUAAAAAUAAAACCUUUAAGCAAAUGGGGACCUGGGAUUGCCCCGAGGUUUUACUAUUCUUCAUUGUACCCGUCUUCCGAUCCCCACCCCCGCUCCCAUUCCCCCCGCCCGGCCAGAACACCCGCGGGUUCGGCUGCAACGGUUCGGGAACCGCCGGCGUCCGCGUCGGCAGCGAUGCCAGCUGGGCCUGAGCCGCGUCGGACCAGCGCCUUCACUCCCGCCCUCGCCGGGGAACCAGGAAUGAUGCAACCGGAGAGAAGCACCCAGAGUUUCAGCACUAAAUAUAGGCAAAAUUCUUUUACUUACGAUGUUAAGCGAGAUGUGUACAAUGAGGAGACCUUUCAACAGGAACACAGAAGGAAGGCCGUUUCCUCUGGGAACAUGGACAUCAACAUCACCAUCUUCAGCCAUCACAUCCAGUGCCGAUGUUCAUGGCACAGGUUCAUGAGAUGCAUACUUGUGGUCUUUCCCUUCCUAGAGUGGAUAUGUUUGUAUCGAUUCAAGGAUUGGCUUCUUGGAGACUUGCUUGCUGGUAUAAGUGUUAGCCUUGUUCAAGUUCCCCAAGGUUUCUUCUUCCUUGUGGGUGCUCUGAUGAUCAAUGUUCUGAAGGUGAGCCCAUUCAACAAUGGCGACCUGGUACUGGGAACUUUCGUCAAGGAUGACUUUUCUGACCCCUUGUUCUUUGUGGCCUAUAACAAAUCAUUGAGUGUGGUGGCGUCCACAACUUUUUUGGCUGGGAUUAUUCAGUUUGCAUCGCUGGUAGGUGCAGGUGUGAUGCUGCUACUGAUGGUGAAGGCAGGACGCGUUUUCUACGAACUGCCAAAUGCUCUGCUGGCUGGUAUUAUUCUGAGCAACGUUCUGCCCUACCUUGAAACCAUUUCCGCCCUUCCCAAUCUUUGGAAGCAGGACCAGUAUGAAUGUGUUAUUUGGCUAGUGACAUUCUCAUCUGCAAUUUUCCUGGGAUUGGAUGCUGGACUACUUGUUUCGAUAGCUUUUGCCUUCUUCAUCAUCACUGUUAGGUCACACAGAACCAAGAUUCUCCUCCUGGGUCAGAUCCCUAACACCAACAUUUAUAGACGCAUCAAUGACUAUCGGGAGGUUAUCACCAUUCCUGGGGUGAAAAUCUUCCAGUGCUGCAACUCCAUUACAUUUGUUAAUGUAUACCGCCUAAAGCACAAGCUGUUAAAAGAGGUUUCUCUGAAAAAUGUGAAGCUUAAAGAAGAAGAAAUUUUCAGCCUGUUUAAUCAAACUACCGAUACCAACACACAGGACAAGAUUUGUCGGUGUUACUGCAACUGUGAUGAACCUGAGCCACCACCCAGGGUUGUUUACACAGAACGAUUUGAAAAUAAAAUGGAUCACGACUCAUCCUCCAUUAACCUGAUCCGCUGCUCACGCUUUGAGAGCACGAGCACUAGCCAGAGUAUGUCCGAUGAGCAGGUGCCAUACACAGUAUCUUCCACAUCCCAGAGGAACCAAGGCCCCAACCAGGAGGAGGUGGAGAAAGUCUGGCUUCCUAAUAACCCCUCAAGAAACAACUCACUACCACCACUGCCUGAAGCUACUGAAAGUCAGGGAAGGAGUAGAUCAUUCUUCCCUUAUUCAGACGUGUCUCUUUUACCCAGCACCCACACCAUCAUCCUUGAUUUCGCCAUGGUACAUUUUGUGGAUCCACGGGCUUCAAUCACAUUAAGACAGAUGUGCAAUGCUUUCCAAAACGCCAACAUUUUGGUGCUCAUUGCAGGGUGUCACUCUUCUGUGGUCAGGGCAUUAGAGAGGAAUGAUUUCUUUGACGCUGGCAUCACCAAGGCCCAGCUGUUCCUCACCCUCCAUGAUGCCGUGCUGUUUGCCUUGUCAAGGAAGUUUCCAGAGCCCUCCGAAUUAAGCAUGGACGAGUCUGAGACAGUAUUACAGGAAACCUACUCACAAACAGACAAGAAAGAUGAAUCAAGGUAUAAAAUGAGUGUUAGUCAUCCAGAAAGUCAGAAAAGUGCUACUUCAGGCUUCAACAGACUCCAGGAGUUGGCAGUAGAGGAGUCGCAGCUCGAUCUGGAGUUGGAACCCACACUUGAGUCAGAGCAAGAGACUGAGCUGGAUGUGGACCUAGACCUGAAUCCUGAACUGGAGCCUGAGUCAGAGCUGGAGCCCGAAACAGAAUUGGAGCCUGAAACAGAGCCCGAGCCUGAGCUGGAGCUAGAACCUGGGUCUGAGCCCAAACCUAGGCCCAGGUCUCAUACUCAUUCUCAGCAGUUCAGUUCUCUGUAUACAACUUAGAUUCCUGGCCCUCACUCUCAGGCUCACCCUCAGGCACGGUCAAUAGAAAGGAGGCAUCAACAUAUGGAUUUUUUUUCACCUAAGGGCAAUGACACUGAGAAUCCAUGGGAGAUGGACUAGAAAUAAGGGGGCAGAUUCCCUUGGCAAAUCCUCCCCACCCAGGCUGGGGUUGCUUGGUCAGGAGACCUUGCCUUGAUACAAAUCCUAGCAGUACUUGCCUCAUGACCUGCCUUCUUCCAUGCUCAGCACUUGGGAUCACACUCCCAGAUCACAUAAAUAACACCAAGAAUUAUCUCUGAAUUCCAAUCCAGCCUCUCCUCAUUUCACCUUCGGCAGAUAUUCUAGUGAAGGUUUUCCUCGUUCAUACACCCCACACCUAUGGGGUUUUUGCUAGACCACCUCUAACUUAAUCCUUUCAUCUCUGUAUCCCUUUCUCCAAAGAGACGAGGUUCAAAUAAAAUAUAUAACUCUAGUUACAUAUGGGGAGAUUCUGGAUCCUUCCUGCACCUUGUACCUUCUCCCUUCUCUUGUAUUCUG
Choloepus didactylus (southern two-toed sloth) is the source of this 2812-nucleotide messenger RNA. It is a transcript of the gene SLC26A8, whose product is annotated as solute carrier family 26 member 8. NCBI's taxonomy places the organism in Eukaryota, Metazoa, Chordata, Mammalia, Pilosa, Megalonychidae. The transcript has 14 exons. Bases 176 to 2275 code for a protein of 699 amino acids. Gene Ontology annotation, biological process: transmembrane transport. Gene Ontology annotation, molecular function: bicarbonate transmembrane transporter activity; chloride transmembrane transporter activity; oxalate transmembrane transporter activity. The record is from RefSeq and is a predicted model, not a curated record. Gene Ontology annotation, cellular component: membrane.